UCGAUACGGAAUCACACACACACACCAUGCGACAAAAAUAGUUUAUCAUUGUUUUCGUGGGAGCAUGCUAUCGGGUGACACUCAGGAAUUUAAACCCUCGCCCGAAAUGAGAGACUCCAUCCUCCCUGCCUGUAUAUUGCUAGCGAACGAGAGGAAACACAGAUCACUGCCACAACAUGGGUUCGCUAACCACGCUGUCCAUCUACCUGGGUCUGACCGCCAUCACAAAUGCUGCAGUGUCGUCCGGAUUCCGCGAACACGUUCCGGGGAUUACUAGCUCGGAAAUCUGCCACAACCACACCGUUUUGAAAGACCAAUGGCGGGAAAUAGGGAGUGAGAGGGGAGACAACUGUGAUUCUAACAUUCACGAAGGCUGGUACAGAUUGAUGACGACAGAUGGACACUCGGCCUCCCUUCCCACAGCUUGUAUCAAGAAUCACGUGUGUGGACUGGGCGUGGCUUUGUGGUUAGAUCUACAGGGGGAGGAUCUACCCCAACCUGGUGACACGGUCCGUGGAUUCGUUUGUGGUGCCUAUCCCGUGUUAAGCGUGUGGCAGUGCUGUGUCGUCAGGGAAACAGCAUUCGUUUACAACUGUGGCGAUUACUUCCUGUAUUGGCUCCGCCCCACCGACAGGUGCAGUGUUGGAUUCUGUGGUGAAGGACCCCGUAGCGACAUAUCUCCCUACACAGUGAAGACCGGAGAGCCAGCUGCUGACUCAAGCGACAGAUUCAGGCGACGACUGCGUCACCAAAGACAUGGCGGACCAGCCAGCAAUGAGCACCCUGUUCUAGACGGCAGAUCUAUCAGAGACGUCUCCACUCCUGAUGACUUGCCUUGUCCAGAAGGCCAGAUAAGAUGUCCGAACAGAGUCUGUGUAGAGUCCCUUCCCCUUUGCCGUCCAGAAGAGGCGUCUGUUUCACCACCAACGACCGAGUACGUGACUAGGGCACCGAUCACGUUCUACUUCUCGGUGUUGCGUGACAGGACGAGAGCACCCGUCAGCAUCACAUCGUGGCAACCCAGCGCAUAUGCACAAACAAACGCGGAGGGAAAUACAAUGGCUAGACCAAAUAGUGCAUCAUUAUCAAACGAAGAAGGAACAAAGCGCUUGUUUUUGGUUGGAGAAACGACACCUUCAAUAGCAACUCAAACGCCAGCAACAACUGUGAAAUCAACAAUUCAAAAAGAUUUAUCAACAUUUUUGUCAUAUGCAUUCAGAGACGGUUCUUCUUCAUUGCUAGAUUUGUCUGGUGAUGGCGGACGUGGCUUGCCAACACCUUUUGCAGGUACCUCAGACAGCGAUCAUUCGUCCACGCCGACAUCAUACAGUGGAACACAAAAUUCAAGGUUCAACACUGACUAUCACACCAAUCAACCGUCAACUUUGGCUCCAUCGACAGAUUCUGCUAGUAAAUCAAUAGCCACUUCUACUUCUCACACCAUGUUUGAUACAACUUACUUGUCGACACCCGUCACCGACAGGAGUGAUAGCACAACAGGUACUCACAGCCACAUUAGACUAGAUCUGUCGUCUGAAUUACCAUCAAAAACGAUUGAUGAAACUGGGAGACAUCAUGUCAGCCUACCUAUAGGGUCUUGUAGCGCUUGUCUUCAGCCUUCGGUUACAUCAUUUCCGUUGAUGUCGGAAACCAUUAUAACCGAUUCAUUAUCUAGCAGCACUCUUGAUCUUGCAACUCCAGACAAUAUUUCAACACACGUAAUAAGAAAAGAACAGAUGUCAUCCAUUAUUUCAACGACGUCCUCUUCUACUGUCAUUCCACACAACACUGCUGGUAGUUUAAGGUUACAACCGACCGCUUCUACUACAGUGCCAGACUCACCAUCUUCUACUGUUUUACACCAACACUCCUCUACUUCACUGCACGCGUCAUCGCAUAAUACUUUCCAACUGUCGUCUACUUCCACUGUUUCACAUGCGUAUUAUCUUACUGCCUCACAACUCGCUCUGUCUUCUGCUUCACAUCUGUUUUCCUCUUCUUCUGCCUCAAAGCACGUGUUCUCGUCUAGUUCUUCACAACAGUUGACCAUAUCAAGUGUUUCACCACGUACUACUCGUCCCGACAUAUCGCCAUCAGCCACUCUUGCUGUGAUCCCGUCGAAGAUGACCAUUGUGACCUCAUCUCUGUCACCCAGCGUGACCAAAGAUCGGUGCACUCAAUGCAUUGAAGUGGUCUUCAAACUACGUGCUGCUAUCGCAAACAAACAGGCUGAAAGAGAAUUUCAUGUAUCUAUCCAGACAGCAUUUUCAAGAAUGCUCACACAAUUUCAUGAACGACGCUUCUAUCGAGACGUUCGGAACACCACAUACCAAGGAAACAGGACCGUCUUCCUGCCUACGGAUAUCUACAUACGGAACACUACCUCAUCGGGAAACAUUACAGUACUUUUGUUGGAAGCUAAAAACCCAUCGGGUGACUUUGUACGAGACGACUACCUUGCGUUUCUACUACAGAAAAGUGAGGUCAGACGUGCCCUAGAGCAAGAUCUGAUUGCUUACGGUGCGACGUUGGAUGAAUUCUCUGUGCCUGCCAGUCCAAACGAAAUCCCCGUACCAGGGGCUGAAGGUGGCGUCACCUCAAUUUUCUCUCAACACUUCGGCCUCUUUCUCACUGUCAUCAUUAUGUCAAGUUUUGUGGCGUUUGUGGGAGUGAUCGCUAUGGUCUACCUCCGGAAAAAGGCGAGGACGGGCAUGUGGUACUGUCCAUCUGGGACCCGAUACGCUAAGCAGUUGGAGCGCACCCUACUGACCAAGACUACGAACUGGCGGGUAGGUCAGGUGACCAGUCCCAUCCCCGACGUCGACAUACUGAGAGGCGAGGGCCUGAUGACCGAGACAACAUCAGAAGAGGACGACAGUCGUCGCGCGUCGUACACAGGGGAGAGGACAAGCAGGGGCGACAGCUGUCCGGAGGUGGAUACGUGGGUUGUCCCCCUUGGGGAGGCCAUGGAUGAUCGACCCUCGAACAAGGAAUACGACACACGUCUGUAACAGCCAUAUCUUGCGGGAUGUACUCCGCCAAAUACAUAUCGUCCAUACUAAAGUAUCAUAUAUAUUUAAUGAUAAAAGGGAGAGCACUCUACAAAAUGUUUUAACAUGAUUGGGCCUUUAUUAAAGAUAGAAUGUACGUAAUACAUUCCAAGUAGACAUCGUGCUGUAUUUUUGUUCUACGAAUGCGCGCUUUUUAAGCUGAGUUCUCUUUCACAGCAGGGCUUUGUAUAUCAUGAUUUCUAUGAAGGAACGUCAUUUAAACAAUAUUUAAAAAUAUUCUGACUGGGCGUAGGGAUAGGAAAGACGUACGUACAAAUGUAACCAUAAUGCAUUUUGUACGGUGUUAUUUCAUGUUUAGAAUCUAUGGAAAUACCAGACCCCUUGAACUUCAUUUAAUCAAUCUACUGCUAGGGACUACCAGUUCACGUUAGUAACGUCUAUAAUAGACAAGGUAUUAUGGAGAGUGCUCUCUAAAAGAUUGUACGAAGUAGACCCUCGUUUGACAAAGAAUUAAAUGUCUCUUAGUAGUAGUGGUAGUGGAGAUAACAAAUUUUCAGGAUCGUAUCGAUAACAGAACUGAAUGUCCUCAGAAGCAUUGUAUGAACUUUUUUUAAUGUUAUUUUGCGUUCAGAUUCCACACGUGUAUCUGCUUCAGUCAAAUUUGCACUCAUCGCCCGGGCGCCUUUUCGGAAAUCGGCGCAAAUAUGACUGAAGCAUUAUACAGGACAUACCAAUGAAAAUUGAAGGCACGAAGAUAGCUGUUUGAUUGGUCUGGUAAAAAUACUGACCAAUCGCUAGGCUGAUACUUGUCCUUUGAAGAUUAUAAAUGAGCGAUACCCGACUUAAAAAUCUGUCAAUCGUUACCGAUACAUGACCGCGAGAUUCUUUUGAUGGAUAUCAAAGGAUCGAACUAGUCUUCUUGUCUCAUCAACAACGUGGCGCACAC
Messenger RNA from Mizuhopecten yessoensis (Yesso scallop), 3957 nucleotides. Its product is annotated as mucin-4-like. The transcript has 11 exons. The record is from RefSeq and is a predicted model, not a curated record. Lineage: Eukaryota; Metazoa; Mollusca; Bivalvia; Pectinida; Pectinidae. Bases 177 to 3011 code for a protein of 944 amino acids.